Molecule: messenger RNA, 1548 nt
Organism: Staurois parvus
Lineage: Eukaryota; Metazoa; Chordata; Amphibia; Anura; Ranidae
Source: the annotation of a GenBank genome assembly
GUCCCGUUCAGCAUCGCAGGAGGAGGAGAAGCUUACAGCAGCCAGUGCCAAGGUACAGGGAAUAGAAUGGGCCUAGACUCCAAACAAUUGGCGCUAUUGGUGUUGCUGGUGGCCUCAGUAAUAACAGUGGUAAUUGCACUAAUUCUGAGUUUGGUGAAGAGCAGCAAAGUCCUACUUCCUCCAGGAACAAAGUAUGGGAUGGUAUUCGACGCCGGCUCCUCGCACACCUCGCUUUUUAUUUAUCAAUGGCCCACGGAUAAGGAGAACAACACGGGCGUGGUAAGCCAGACACACACAUGCGAUGUAGAGGGCCCCGGAAUAUCCAGCUAUGCCAAUGACCCCCCUUCUGCAGGCAAGUCCCUAGUGGCCUGUUUAAAAGAAGCGAUGGCUGUUAUCCCCCCGGAAAGACAGCGAGGAACCCCUGCUUAUCUUGGAGCCACAGCUGGGAUGAGACUUCUUGAGCUUGAAAAUAAAACCGCAUCAGACUUGGUGCUAUCCGAAGUCUCAAAGACCAUCAGCAGUUACCCUGUUGAUUUCCGGGGAGCUCUAAUUAUCAGCGGAAAGGAGGAAGGGUCCUAUGGUUGGAUAACCAUCAAUUACCUCUUGGAGUCCUUUAUGAAGUAUUCCUUCAGUGGUCGUUGGGUUCACCCAAUAUCCUCUAAGAUUUACGGUGCUCUGGACCUCGGUGGAGCUUCCACACAAAUCAGCUUCAUUCCAAAGGUGGAAAUCGCAGACCCAGGGCAGAGGGCUGACUUUAAGCUUUAUGGCUUCCCCUACAGUAUCUACACACACAGCUUCCUGUGUUAUGGACAGAACCAGGCCCUGAAACAGAUGUUGGUCAAAGCGGUGGAGGGAAAAGACUUAAGUCAGCCUGUGAGUGUCCCCUGCUACCCGGCAGGAUACCAAGUCACCAUCCCACAAGCUUCUCUCUAUAACAGCCCAUGUACCAAUAAGUCUGCCCCAUCUCCUCUAGGGCAAGAUAUCACCAUCACCGGUACUGGGAAUGCCGUACAGUGCCAAGACCUGAUCAAAACCAUCUAUAACUUCAGCAGCUGUACCGGGAAGGAAUUCUGUUCUUUCCAGGGAGUUUAUCAGCCUCCUGUUGUUGGGAAUUUUUUUGCAUUUUCGGCUUUCUUUUAUACAUUUGAUUUUUUAAACUUAACAUCUGGACAGGAUUUGCCAACAGUGAGGAGAACAAUCCAGACAUACUGUGCACGGGACUGGACUGAGCUUCAGGCAACUUUCCCAAAGGCGAAGACGGAUCGUUUGAGGGAUUACUGCGCCAAUGCAAACUACAUCCUCACUCUACUGCAGGACGCUUACAAGUUCAAUGAAAGCAACUGGAAUUCCAUCAGCUUCAUGAAACAGGCUGCAAACACGGACAUUGGCUGGACACUGGGGUACAUGCUGAACCUGACUAAUAUGAUCCCUUCUGAAGCUCCAGCUAGCUUGAGUAAUCAGAGUUAUGAUGUAUGGAUCGCCACCGUCUUCUUUAUAGUCCUUGCAUUGGCGCUUGGGCUACUCAUGCUGUUCUUUUAUUUCCAAUAA